GAAGAACUGAGUACGAUGUCGCUAGGCAACAGCAGCCGUAGCGGCUAUCUGUUGCCUAGAAAAUCAAAAUCGCUUUCACACUUCACAGUCAUCCAGAAACGUCACAAAAUGGGAACCGAAAUUAUUGGGAAAAAAGAAAAUAUAACUACUAUCGACAAUCAAGCAAAAAAUAAAACUAUUCCGAUAUGCUGUACCCCGUUAGUUCCUAGUAAACCAGCUUCGGCAUCACCCAGUUAUGGCGUAACAUCACACGAUAAUCAAAAAAACCCCAAGGAAGACCCAUUACAUACUUUUAGCAGUACCAAUAAAUCAAACAGCUAUGUUGAAGGCAAAUAUAAAAUAACGAUUACUUCUGAUAAACUGCUGCAGCUCAGAAGAACCAUGGAAUUGGCUACAAGAGAUCAUAAGAUUUUCACCAUUAGAGGUGGUUGGCCCGUUAUACGAAGAGAACUUCUCAAAAGGAACUGGCUAGAAAAAAUAGAACCAGCAGUCAAACAAAAGUUUGCAUCAGUAGAUGACGUCACCAGCAAUCUACCAGCCAAACAAGAUUGGGAGUCUACACAAUCAUACGAAGAAAAAUGCGAGAAAACGAUUAUUUCCAGAAUGUUGCAAAAUUAUGACGUCGACUUUUACUGGAGCAUGCGCAAAGACCAAUGCGAUUUACAACAUAGAGCAAAUCCGUUUAAACUGAUGAAUAGAUUUAGUAGGUCCCUAUAUGCUUCCAAAGAGGGAUUGGCCUUACUACUGCAGCAAUCCUACUGGUAUAACGAAAAUGGAGUUGCAAGUGUUAACUUUCCUCGAACUUAUGUUUUGGGUUUUCCAGAUCAUUAUAAUUUCUUUGUCGACGAUUUCAGAAUGACAUCAUGUAUAGGGCUUUUAAAAUGGUUUGCUGAGACUUAUGAGGAUGGUGACAAACACGAUAUUCAAUCAGCUGACGGAAAAGUGCCGUAUGCUACUUUACAAUUCGCUUUAGAUAGAUGUAAUGACUAUUUAUCGAAACAAAAACAUUUAGAUAUCGACAAAGAGAUGCCACAGGUCUGGGAUCAUGAAUGGGAUCAAUUUUUAACAAAUUAUUAUAAUAUUGUCCACCAAAAUGGAUUUUUUAUUGAUUUCGUUGAAUCUCUCACCAAUGCCUACGCUAAUGUGAAAUCAACCCUCAAGGAAAUAAAAAUGUACUGGCCACAAUACGAAAUAGACGGAAAGAAGAACAUCUGGAUACUAAAACCAGGAAAUAAAUGUCGUGGCAGGGGGAUAUACCUAGUAAAAAACAUUAGUGACGUAGAUAAAGUUAUGAAUUUGAAGAUGAAAUACGUAGUACAAAAGUAUAUUGAGAGGCCGCUGAUUAUAUAUAAAACGAAAUUUGAUAUUAGACAAUGGUUUGUGGUUACUUGUGUCCAGCCUCUUACUAUUUGGAUGUACAGGGACAGCUAUUUGAGGUUUAGUGGCCAAAUGUUUAACCUUGAGAAUUUCCACGAAUCAUUGCAUUUAACUAACUACGCCGUGCAGUGUAAGUAUACCAACAUGGAGCAAAGAGAUAAGGCCUUGCCAAAUGACAACAUGUGGGAUUGUCAAACUUUUCAAACUUACCUUAAACAUAUAGGAUGUGGAGAAAAGUGGACUGAUGUGAUAUAUCCAGGAAUGCAGCAAAGUAUAACUUGCGCAAUGUUGGCAAGCCAGGACACAAUGGAUCGAAGGCAGAACACUUUCGAAAUGUAUGGCGCUGACUUUAUGUUAUCUGAGGAUUUCACACCGUGGUUAAUAGAAAUUAAUUGUAGUCCGGACUUAUCUUUUUCGACUAGUGUUACGAGCAAACUAUGUCCUCGAGCAAUGGAGGACGUCAUAAAAGUAGUGAUAGACAAACGGAAAGAUCCGAAUGCGGAUACGGGCCUAUUCGAAAUGAUUUACAAACAAAAUCUUCCCAGAACACCUCCAUACCUAGGAAUGAACCUAUCAGUAAGAGGAAGAAAAAUAUUUAGAAGUCGAACAAAGAUUAAAGAUAAGGAGAAGAUUGAAAAAGAGAAAGAUUUAAUGAGGCUGAGGAGGCAUGAUUUUGUCAAAACAGAUUUUAUAAGAGACACCCAAAUACGAAAAAUUCUUCCUUUACCGAAGACAAUCCCAGUCACCAACUACAAGGGACCAAUUAUAGCAGACUUUAUUGAAGAUCUACGAAAGUCUACGAACCAUCUGGACACCGGUGUGGAUUUUAUACCAGUUCUGAGGCAAGAACCGACCAAAAAGAAGUACGAUUUUGGCAAAAUCGAGACCAGGGUACUACGCAGUUGUUCGACUAAGCAACAAAAAACAACGACAAAAGCCCGUCCAAGUCGAAGCGUAAAAGAAAGCACUAGAACCACCUUAAGAGCUUGUAGUACAACCAACACUUGGAGUAAUCUAAAAUUAACUUUAGAAGAUACUGCCUGUCUACUGAAGGGGACCAAACAGUUAUUAAAAGGACGAACAGUUUUUAAUGAUGUCAAUAAAAAUUCUUAUAAAAGUCUUAAUAUUAAUGUCUUUGACUUAAACGAAAUGCUUAAAAAUUUCGAUAACAAAGUAUAGAUCUAUUUUCUUUAACUAAUGGUUUAUCAGUUGUUUCAGGGUAUAUCUGUAAAUAAUAUACGAAAAUAAAUAUUCCUCGUCUAACCCGUCAUUCUGUGACACGGGUGUCGCUAUUUUUAGCUCUUCACACAGAACUGGCUUGAAAGACGAGGCAGGGAAAAUAUUUUUUCGUAUAUCGGUGGUUAAUACACAAUAUGGAUUUUAUAGAAGCAAUCUACUAGCUGUACCUACAUUAAUCUGUCCCUCUUCUUUAAGGCCACUAGAUGGCGCUUGAAGUUUAUUAUAAAAUAUCUAAGAACGUCAGUCAAGCAGAAAUAGUUGCGACUUUCUACUAACGACGUAUAAAAAUAAUGUGUAAAUAAAAGCCGAAAAGGAGUGUUCACACCUCGUCUAACCCGCCAUUCUGUGACAUAUGUUUCGCUAUUUUUAGCUCUAUAGACAGAACUUGCUGAAAAGACGAGGCAAAGAAGAUAUUAUUUAUUCGUCUAUCGGUAGUUAAUACACAACCAUGCAGUCAUUCACAGGCUAGUGCAAUCUGAAUUUUAUAUUAUGCAAGGUAAAAACUCGUGUUCGUUCGGAAAAGGUUCUAGGUUCACCCUAUAAUAAGGUUCAAGAGGUCGUCCAUGCGAAAAGUGGUCCCUUUUCUUCUUCUUUUUCUUCUUAUAUUAGGCCUCUUGGCCUGUUUUUAACCAAUUUUAAGCUUGUAUUCGUAGCUGUGAUCGCUGUCUCUCGCUGUCCAUUCUCGUCACAUGCUGAUUCCACUCUCGUCUUCUCUGUCUUCCUCACCGUACUAUCUCUUGUGUGUUACAGAGAUCUCUUAUUCUGUCGUUCGGUAUUCUGUCUCUCAGUGUUUUCCCAGUUAUUGACAUCAACGUUCUCAUUUCUGAUGUUCUCAGUAUCCUCCUGCUUUCUGAUGUGUCACAUUUUGUUUCUAUCGCGUACGUCAUGAUCGGUCUUACACAUGAUCUGUAUAUGUGUGCUUUCUCUUCCAGCCUCUAUUUGUAAUUUGUUUGGCACUAUUUGUAAUUGGCUCUAUUUGCUUGCUUUCGGACGCCUCUUUAACACCCCCAUAACUACAUAUUGCAACUACCAGAUAUUCGAAUCUUGAGAUUCAUUCAGUUAGUUCGUUGUUAAUUACUAUUUUGCAUCUUAUGAGUUCCCUUGACACUACCAGGGAUUUGGUCUUAGCUGUUGAUAUUCUCAUGCUGUAGUUCUUCAUAAGAAGAAGAAUAGGUGGUCCUAAUUUGCUUAAAUAAUUUUUUACUUCAAAAAUUGUAAAAAUAAUUUUUUUCGAUCCAAACAGAUUUUUUCUAGGUUUUUUGGAUCAUUCUCAAUAAAAAAAGGUAUCUUGUAAUUUUUCUCAUCCUUGCUGAUGCCUUGAUGUUCAUCCUUGCUCGAAAGGCAGGUGAUGCUUUGCUGAAAGAUAGAUACAAACUUGUCAACGAUUAGUUUGUCGUUAUAAUACCUCUCAACAAAGCAUUACGCACAUUUCGAGCAAGGAUAAUUUAUAUCCACAUGUUAUAUCUAAUUCUAAAUCCAUCGACUUAUUGUCGCAUUAUUUUUGAUGUUAAAUACUUUAACAAUGUAACUAAAAGGUUUUCAGACAUUUCGACGUAGCCACCACCUACAUUUCAACUAGUGUACACUGAACGUUGCACACUGAGGAUGGUCACUUUUAACCGAAAACGUUUUGUGAUAAUAUCAAUUUGGAAAAUUAAAGAAAUAAUAAUAAAUUUAUAUACUAAUACAAAACAGAAGUCUUCACUUCAUUACUACGUUGUAAUAAAAUGGAUAUAUUGUUAGUAAUAAAAGAAGCAUAACCGGAAUUUCUGCAGAAAACGUUUAGAUUUUGUUAUCAUAGGUUUCCUUAUUAACGAAAAACUCAACAAAUUCCUGGUUAUUGCGAUGUCUUGAGAAAAAAUUAUUUCCAUUAACUAUUAGUAUUCUAUUGUAGGACAUAAAUAUAAAAACAAAUAGAAAAGACUUUUGUUGGUAUUCUAUUGUAAAGUAAUUUUCCUUCAAUUAUUUUUUCUAUUACAGUUUUGGACAUAAAACACAGUCAAUCAGUCUGUAAAAUAUUUUCCCAUUCUCUGUAGUUUAUCCAGAGAGCUCUGAAAAUCGAUUUAUAGUUUUUUCUACAUUUUUCUAUUAAUUCAUAUUGUUGUUGGCCACCAUUUUUUUAUUGGAUUUCCUUCUCUUUUCAAUAAAAUUUCACCCAGCGUGUAUUUUCGGUUGCACUUAUUGCUUUGUAGACCAGGGCGCAUCUGUAAAAAUAUUAGUACAUUUGGACGUUGAGAGGUGACUCAAAUUUUUUUGCAGAAACUGCUUGAAAAUAACUCAAAUAAUAAUAUUUCAGAUAUCCUCCCUCUCA
Diabrotica virgifera virgifera (western corn rootworm) is the source of this 4927-nucleotide messenger RNA. RefSeq names its product tubulin glycylase 3A-like. The transcript has 12 exons. NCBI's taxonomy places the organism in Eukaryota, Metazoa, Arthropoda, Insecta, Coleoptera, Chrysomelidae. Gene Ontology annotation, cellular component: cilium. Gene Ontology annotation, molecular function: protein-glycine ligase activity, initiating. The record is from RefSeq and is a predicted model, not a curated record. Gene Ontology annotation, biological process: cilium movement; cilium assembly; protein polyglycylation. Bases 16 to 2556 code for a protein of 846 amino acids.